AUGCCGCACAGACGCCGCGGCGGCGGGCCCCCAGGCAACACACCCCCCGCGCGGACAGUAGACAGCCGCGGAGCCGCACCCGGCGGGGCCGGCGGCGGCGGCGGAGGCGGGGGAAAGGCGGAGGAGGAGCGCGUGCUGAUCAGCGAAAUAGUGAUUCGCGACAAGGACGGCGGCGAAGUGGAGGACGAGGAGCUGCUGAAGGUGGUGGCGGGCGCGCUCAAGGUGUCCAAGGCCAACGCGGCGCUGACGACGCGCGAGGUGCAGGAGGACGUGCAUCGUAUCAUCGACACUGGGUACUUCGCCAGCUGCCUUCCGACUGCGGAGGACACACGUGACGGCGUGCGGCUUAUCUUCUGGGUGCGUCCACGUGUGGGGGAGAAAGGGGGGGAGGGUGGGGUCUGGGUGGAGGCGAAUCAGGAGAUGAAGGGGCUGAUGUGCAUGGGAGCCAAUGUGCUGCCGACACGUGUCAUUGAGGACGCCUUCCGGGACGAGUACGGCAAGGUGGUGAACAUUCAGCGCCUCAACGGCGUGCUGGAUGUGCUCAACGGCUGGUACAGCGACCGCGGCCUCUUCGGCCAGGUAACGGACGUGGAGCUGCUGUCGGAUGGGGUGGUGCGGGUGAAGGUGGCGGAGGCGGAGGUGAACAACAUCACCAUCAAGUUCCGCGACCGCAAGACAGGCGAGCCGACGACAGGCAAGACGCGGCCAGAGACCAUCUUGCGGCAACUCAUGACCAAGAAAGGGCAGGUGUACUCGCUACAGCAGGGGCGGCGGGACGUGGAGACGGUGUUCACGAUGGGCAUCAUGGAGGACGUCAAUUUGAUCCCACACCCUGCCCCUGGAGACACGGGCAUGGUGGACCUCACCAUGAAUGUUGUAGAGCGCCCGCCAGGUGGCUUCUCUGCUGGCGGUGGGCUGUCCGGCAGCAGCCUUUCCGGAGGAGCUCUCUCUGGCCUCAUUGGCAGCUUCACGUACUCACACCGCAACGUGAGGGGGCGCAACCAGAAGCUGAACGUGGCGGUGGAGCGAGGCCAGCUGGACUCCAUCUUCCGCGCCUCGUACAGCGACCCGUGGAUCGAGGGCGAUGACAAGCGCACGUCACGGGCCAUCAACAUUCAGAACUCGCGCACGCCAGACAUGAUGGUGCACGGGGUGCGGCGGGACGGCAGUGCGGGCGGCCCGUGGGCAGGGGGGGUGACCAUCGCACGGGUGGUGGCCUCGGUGGACUACAGCCGCCCCAUCCGCCCCCGCUGGACCGCUACAGCCGGGCUCAACCUGCAGAGAGCAGGGGCGAGGGACGACCACGGCCACCCCAAGCUGGUUGAUGCCUAUGGCAGUCCGCUCACCUUCAGUGGGCGGGCAUCAGACGACAUGCUGAUAGCCAAGCUUGAGACGGUUUACACCGACUCAGGAGAUAAUGCCUCCUCACAGCUCGUGCUGAGCACGGAGCAGGCCAUCCCCAUCGCGCCCGACUGGCUCUGCUUCAACCGCAUCAACGCCCGCGCGCGUAACGGCUUCCGCAUCGCCCAUGCUCGCCUCAUCGGCAGCUUCUCAGGCGGCACGGUGGUGGGCGACCUGGCGCCACACGAGGCGUUCCCCAUCGGCGGCACCAACAGCGUGCGCGGAUAUGACGAGGGCGCUGUGGGGUCGGGGCGAUCCUACAUCGUCACCAGCGGGGAGAUCUCCUUCCCCAUGUUUGGCCCACUAGAGGGUGCCUUCUUUGCCGACUAUGGCACCGACCUAGGCUCGGGUGCCACUGUGCUAGGUGACCCAGCAGGGGCACGGGGCAAGCCAGGGAGGGGCUUUGGGCUGGGCGCGGGGGUGCGGGUGGACUCACCGCUGGGCCCUCUGCGCCUGGAGUAUGCGUUCAAUGACCAGAAGAUCCCUCGCUUCCACUUUGGCAUUGGCUACCGCAACUAG
This is a messenger RNA of Closterium sp. Naga37s-1, 1920 nucleotides long. Lineage: Eukaryota; Viridiplantae; Streptophyta; Zygnematophyceae; Desmidiales; Closteriaceae. The record is from the annotation of a GenBank genome assembly.